AGUUAAAUAUUGUUUUCACUGAUGGAAACAAGAAUUUGAAAUAUAAUCCUACCUUCUGGAUAUGUAUGAUAAGCAAACAACUUUUGCUGGAUUUUUUCAUUUAUGUUUGUAUUUUUGUUUCAGGGUGGACAUAUAAUUUUCUUCCAGAGUCUAAGUCUUCUAGGUUAUUGUCUAUUUCCUCUGGACAUUGGAGCUCUCAUCUGCAUGUUGAAGGACAAUGUGGUAGUCAAAAUGAUCGUGGUCUGUGUGACAUUGGCCUGGAGCUCCUGGGCUGCCUACCCUUUCAUGAGUUCAGCUGUGAACCCAAGGAGAAAAGCCCUUGCUCUCUACCCUGUUUUUCUCAUGUAUGUAUCUGUUGGUUUUCUUAUCAUUGCCAUUAAUUAAUGAAUUAGUGGUUUCCAUUUGGGUUUCCUCAAGUGAGCAGUUACACAGGAACCUCAGGCGGUGGUUGAUUUUCAUCCCAUGUUACUGUAUAUUUUGACUUGAAAUCAUUGGGAUUCAACCAGCGGACAUUAUAUGCCAGUUAUAUUUCAGUAUACUUAGAUUUCGAGUUAGGGCUUUUUGUUUCUCUUUUGUGCACCGUAAAUUAUAUAUUUUUUAAGUUGAAUACCAUGUGUACAUUUGUGUUAACAUCAAUAUGAAUAUAUAUAUCUGGUAUUU
Rubroshorea leprosula is the source of this 660-nucleotide messenger RNA. The record is from the annotation of a GenBank genome assembly. Lineage: Eukaryota; Viridiplantae; Streptophyta; Magnoliopsida; Malvales; Dipterocarpaceae.